UCUAAAGGGGCUCAUGGUUACAAUUGACUUUGAAAAGGAAGGAAUGAGUCACUUUCCAUGCAUAGUGACUUAACUUUGUAUAGGGAACUGUGCAGUACACAGAGACUUACAUGUUCUUGGAAGGUCCAUUAAACAUAAAAAUGUAAGUACCCCUAUUGUUAAUUGCACUAGGGAAAAAAGCAUAACUCAGGUCUUCUCUUUUGAGAAUCCAGGAAAUCUUACUUUUGGGAUACUGUGGCCCCAGCAGAAGAGGGCCGAGGAAAUACAGGCUUUUACCGAGUACCUACAGGAUGCCUCUCACUGGGGUUGUAAAUGAUACAGCACUUGGCCUUCAGGAGCCCAGUAUAGAAGGAAAUCAGUCCACUAGUAGGCCUGGAAGAAACGCUGGUUCAUCCUGCGGAGUGGCCGGAUGAGCGGUGACCCAGAUGUUCUGGAAUACUACAAGAAUGAUCACUCCAAGAAGCCCCUGCGGAUCAUCAACCUUAACUUCUGUGAGCAGGUGGAUGCAGGCCUGACCUUUAACAAGAAGGAGCUGCAGGAUAGCUUUGUGUUUGACAUCAAGACCAGUGAGCGCACCUUUUACCUGGUGGCUGAGACAGAGGAGGACAUGAACAAGUGGGUCCAGAGCAUCUGCCAGAUCUGUGGCUUCAACCAGGCAGAGGAGAGCACAGAUUCCCUGAGAAAUAUUUCCGCAGCCAGUCACCACGGGCCCCGCUCUUCUCCAGCUGAGCUCAGCGGCUCCAAUCAGCACCUUCUCCGAGAACGAAAAUCCUCAGCCCCAUCGCACUCCAGCCAGCCGACCUUGUUCACGUUUGAACCACCUGUGUCAAACCAUGUGCAGCCUACCUUGUCCACCAGUGCACCUCAGGAGUAUCUCUACUUGCACCAGUGCAUAAGCCGGAGAGCAGAAAACGCAAGGAGUGCCAGCUUCUCUCAGGGCACCAGGGCCUCCUUUCUCAUGAGGAGCGACACAGCUGUACAGAAGCUUGCCCAGGGCAACGGACACUGUGUCAACGGGGUCAGUGGUCAAGUCCAUGGUUUCUAUAGCCUUCCCAAGCCGAGCCGGCAUAAUACAGAAUUCAGAGACAGUGCCUACGACCUCCCUCGGAGCCUGGCCUCCCAUGGCCACACCAAGGGCAGCCUCACAGGCUCUGAGACAGAUAAUGAGGACGUGUACACCUUCAAGACGCCCAGCAACACCCUGUGCCGGGAGUUUGGGGACCUCCUGGUAGACAAUAUGGACGUUCCGGCCACCCCACUUUCAGCCUACCAGAUCCCUAGGACAUUCACUCUGGAUAAGAACCACAAUGCCAUGGCAGUGGCCACCCCUGGGGAUUCAGCCAUAGCUCCCCCACCCCGGCCCCCCAAGCCAAGCCAGGCAGAAACACCUCGAUGGGGCAGCCCUCAGCAGAAACCUCCGACCAGUGAGAAUAACAGAUCUCUCUCUGUCGCUGCCACCAUCCCCAGGCGCAAUACUCUCCCGGCAAUGGACAACAGCCGACUUCACCGAGCUUCUUCCUGUGAGACCUACGAAUCCCCCCCGCGUGGUGGAGAGGGUGCAGGCUGGUCUGCUGCGUCCAUGAGUGAUGGAGUCAGUUCUUUCUCGCCAGGGAAAACGCUUGUGGGCCGAUCAGAUAGCAGCAAUUCUGAAGACAACUACGUGCCCAUGAACCCAGGUUCCUCCACCCUCCUGGCCAUGGAGCGAGCGGGUGAUAAUUCCCAGAGUGUCUACAUCCCCAUGAGCCCAGGGCCCCAUCACUUUGACCCACUUGGCUACCCAUCCACAACCCUUCCUGUGCACCGAGGCCCCAGCCGAGGAAGUGAGAUCCAGCCACCCCCUGUCAACCGCAACCUCAAACCUGACCGGAAAGCAAAGCCAACACCGCUUGACCUGAGAAGCACCGUCAUCGAUGAGCUCCCCUUCAAAUCACCUAUCACCAAGUCUUGGUCCAGGGCCAACCACAGCUUCAACCCCAGCUCCUCCCAGUACUGCCGCCCUAUCUCCACUCAGAGCAUCACCAGCACGGACUCGGGAGACAGCGAAGAGAACUAUGUCCCUAUGCAAAACCCAGUGUCUGCAUCUCCCAUUCCCAGUGGCACCAACAGUCCAGCCCCUAAGAAGAGCACGGGCAGCGUCGAUUAUCUGGCCCUGGAUUUCCAGCCAAGCUCCCCAAGUCCCCACCGCAAGCCAUCCACUUCAUCUGUCACUUCUGACGAGAAGGUGGACUAUGUCCAGGUGGACAAGGAGAAGACCCAGGCGCUGCAGAACACCAUGCAGGAGUGGACAGACGUGCGGCAGUCCUCAGAGCCUUCCAAGGGUGCCAAGCUGUGACCGGAGGAGGGGCCGCCAAGCCCAGGGAGGGGCCGGGAGGCAGUGUCUCCAGAGCUGGUCCCUCCCCACCUGUCCUCCCCUCCCCCCCCCGCAACUUUCUUCUCUGCCACUCUCGGCCUUCAAAGCACUUGACAUCAGGGACCCUGAACCAUUCCCCUGGGAGGUUAGGGCCUGAUCAAGGCACUUCCUCUGCCCGCUCGGGGCCCACUUCUGAUUUUUAUCAGUAAUGGCCAUGCCUCCACUCACCUUAGUUAGGAGCUAUUGCCAAAAAGCAUCGUUCAACCUCUUCCUGGCCUUUAGACCUGACUAUCUACCAGACGUUUGGAGAGAGGGGUUGGGGCCCUGAGCCAGAUUCCACACCUCACAUUCGGUCGCAGCCCUCAGCCCUCUUCCCUGCAGCCACUGGGCUACCUCUCCUUCAGUCCCAGAAGACAAGUCGUCUCACUGACCCAGGGAGCCAAGGACCAAAGUAGAUAUGGACUUUUUCAUCCCUGUUUUUCUUGGUGGGGGAGGCAAGGCCAGGCCACCAAAAUCAAGGCGCUUGAUUGAGAAGAAAAGCCAGAGGUGGUCCUGAGGGGGCAAAGGAAUUAGAUCCCCAGAUGCAGAGGGGCGGCUGGUACCCACAGAGGUGCCCCACUUUCAGGCUGAGGCCAUGGCAGGGCAGCGGUGUGGGUGGACAGGCAGAAAGAUGAUGGACAUAGGAAGGGAAAAGUGAUGGUGGGCACCCGAGAAGGAGCAGGGCUUGCCGCUCAGGACAUGGAAGUGACAAGGACAAUGUGGGGUCAGGGUCCCCUGAAUUCAGGAGCCACAGACAUCCCCCUCCCCCGGUCACUCUCUGACAAUGCCACUCUGGGCCCGAGGGCAGUCUUCUUCCCCAGUCCCCCCUGGAAGGCCCCCCACUGCACCCAGGAGCUCCACACAGGAGGCAGCUUGGACCAGGCUGGGCGACAGAGCCACAGUGUGUAGUGUGGGAAAGCCAGCAUGGUGGGGGUUGGGGAGGCAGGAGGGAGCGUGGUACAGGUACAGGUGAUGCAGGGACUGAGGGGGAGCCUUGGGACAGGAAGGGCCUGGCAGGGGCACAGGGCAGUCCAGUGCCCUGCAGUGGGGGUGGUGCAGCUGCAGCCAGUGAGUUUCUGGGAGGUGGACAGUGUGGCGGCGGAGGGUGCAGAGGUGGCCUGGGAGAGUGCCCCAGGCAGUGCAUAGGGGUGCAGGGCAGAGGAGAAAGUGAGGAGCAAUGUGCAUGGCAGUAUGAUAUGAGGGCCACUCCCAGGACGGAGGGACGGCAGGUCAGGCAGGAUAAGGGUGAGCAGGGCAGAACUGUGUCUAGAGGACCACACCUGGUACAGCUGAUGGGCUGGGGUACGUGCCAGGUCCCGGGGCAGGGACACAUCUGGCCUGGUGCCAGGCCCAGAGGGUUUCCUCAGCCCGUCUCCCCUCUGUUGCUCCCCAGCAUUCCAGGUGCCACGUUGGACUCAAACUUGGCUACAGGAAUGGGAGAAGCCAACUUUCUCCCUCCAAGGCUUGAAAGGUCAUCAGAUCAGCAGGGACUGGAGGUAGGGUAUCCCCUGAGGCUCUUUCUCUUAUGCCUAAGGAGGGGGGAAUGUGAAUUUUUUAUGCUGAAAGUUCUUGACCAAAUUUUCAAGAGUUUCAGAAGCAACAGGGCACACCAGACAUUUUGUCUUACGCAUUCCCCUUUCAGCUCCUGUGAGCUCACACACUUCGCGAGACCCAUGGCCUGGCCUUUCUCUAAGGAGCCAUCCUGGGAGCAGCACGUCCCGUGGUAGCUCUUCUCCUCUUAGCUUCAGUUCAGGUCAACUCAAGAAGCAUUUAGUAAUGGCUGCUGUGGCCAGAUGCUGGCUUAGGCACCAAGGACACAGGAAUUAAUCAGACUUUGUCCCUGAACUUGAGAUGGUCACAAUCAGUGAGAAAAGGACACGAGACAGUGUUGAUGCCGUGAGAGAGAGAGAGACUUAGGAUGCUGAUGGAGUGUGGAGGAAGUACAGACUAUGUCUCAGGGAGGUUGGUGCAAGAGGCAGGAGUGGGGUAGAGAUCAGGGAAGGUGGAUUCUAGGAAAACUGGGUGCCUGAGACAGCCUUACAGUUGGAUAGGUUGGAUUUUUAUGGGGAAGGCAGGCAAGGCCUGUGUCCAAUGAUGGGGGAAGGCAGGCGAAACUUGGAAAGCCUCAUGUUUGGGGAACAAAAAGACCUUUGAGAGUGUAUAGGUCCAGCCACUCAGAUGAAAGGGUAGUGAUGACUAUAGCUACACUGGGCAGGGUAUGCAGGGGACUGGUUUACUCUGUCUAGCACUGACAGUGUCCCUUUAAGGCCUUCUACAAGGGGUCCCAGAUGGCAGAGCUUUUAACUGGUACCUCCCCUGUGCCCCAAGCAGGCUCCCAUAAAAAUGUGAGCAUGCUCUGAGCAUGCCAUGAUGUGAAUGAAACUGGCUGGAGUCUUCAGAGACUGAGGUGCUCAAAUCUAAUCUCCAAGAGGCCUCCUUCCAGCUCUUGGUUCCUGUAACUAACUAUCAAAACCCUUAGGGUGGAAGUGUAGGGGUAGAGAUGGAAGGAAGGACAAGAUAAGGAAUUGGGCUUUUGAAAACAGAGCUCUGGCUUAACAAGCCCCAAACUACCAGCCAUCUCUAGCAUGUACCCACCCCCCAAAAGGAAAACUCAACUCAGUUCAAAAAACUGGUCCUUUGGCUAAUGUGUGGGUCAAAGUCCACCUUUCCUCGUGGCCUAGCAAGGACUAAGACCCCCACAAUGGCAAUGCCUUCCUCACCCCACAGAGCUCUCACAAGGACUCGUCCUGCCUGGGGCUUCUCCAAAGGAGCCAGCUCCACCUCUGCAAGGUUAAAGUUGAACAAUGAGAGGGAGCUGGUGUCUCCCUGGGUCCUUGCUUUGCCAUCUAUGAAAUGGGUGGUUGGGUUAGAUAUCUGAGGUCCCUUCCACAGCUGAUGCCCAGCUGCUUUGAGUGGGAACUCCCUGCGUCACCAGGGGUGGGCAGCACCCAUAACCCCCAGUCUCCUCCCUAGCUUGAUUUUGGUAACUUCUUCAUUUGAAGCCAUUAAAAUAUGCCCCUUUCCUAGGACAAAAGCACAACCAUUCUGAGGCUGUUGGAGCACGAGCUCAAUCGGUCUUCCCUUCAGCCCCUUUACCUGCUACAGAGCUAGUCUCAGCCCCAUGCCUUUGCCAGAGCCCUGGAAGAGUGCAAGAUAGAGGGAAAUUAGUACUCCCUUCCUGUCUGGGCCUUCAUCUGUAAAAUGUGAGGGAAGCAAGGCUCCAAAGGCCUUUCUGCGGGGGCUAUUGUUCUGGGACUCGCCAAGCUCUUUGGGGCCUGGGACCAUGGUGGGCUACCUACCGAGGGGGCCCACUGGAGAUUCAGGCUGUUGUGUGAUUAUCUGGUGAUAUGUGUUCUCAUGUGUUCGUUGGCUACUUGUGUCUUGAAAUUUAGAAUCAUUUCGCACAGAAUUGUUGCUAUUUGUUGGGAAGGGAAAAUGGACUAGAGAAAGCCUAGUUCUUUUCAUGUUACCAUUCAAAAUUGACAUUUAAUUAAUUUUUCAAAUCACUGUUGGUGCCUAAUCACUUAAGUUAUUAAUUUAUUCUGUUUUCUUUUUUAAAAAAAUUGUAACAUAUUUAUCCUGGUGGUAGGUCCGGGGGUGGGAUGGGAAUGUGUGAGUGGGUUAUAUUUUUGCUGUGGUGACACGUGGUACAGGCCUGGAGCUUGCAGGUCCCUUUUUACUGUGGUGGUGGAGCAGGACAAUAAUAAAGUCCCUUAGAAAUGCAA
Messenger RNA from Lemur catta (Ring-tailed lemur), 6114 nucleotides. RefSeq names its product GRB2 associated binding protein 2 (gene GAB2). The record is from RefSeq and is a predicted model, not a curated record. Bases 410 to 2332 code for a protein of 640 amino acids. Lineage: Eukaryota; Metazoa; Chordata; Mammalia; Primates; Lemuridae. The transcript is spliced from 10 exons.